Molecule: messenger RNA, 1543 nt
Organism: Selaginella moellendorffii
Lineage: Eukaryota; Viridiplantae; Streptophyta; Lycopodiopsida; Selaginellales; Selaginellaceae
Product: protein HGH1 homolog
Exons: 7
Coding region: 219-1361 (380 amino acids)
Molecular function (GO): protein binding
Source: RefSeq, a predicted model, not a curated record
GUCGAGAUGGCCGCAGUUGCGAUGCAUCUCCAUGACGAGAUUGCACAGGAAGACAUUGUGGCGGUGAUCGGAGGCAAGGAUCUGAGCGUGCAGUGCCUGGCCCUGUGCCACAUUCUUGGAUCUGGAUGCCUGCUUGAGCAGCGCCGCGUAGCGAUCGCGAUCCGUGUGGUCCAACAUAGACUUGGGAGUUUUAGGGUUCUUGGAGGAAGCUUUGAGCGAUGGCGGAGGAGCUGGAUGAGCUCUUGAUGUUCCUUUCUUCGCCAGCGCCAAACCUUAGAAAGGCCGCGGUAGACAUCAUCGAAGGCUUGACUGGAAGCGACGAGGGGAUUGCCAAGCUCAGCACCAAGCUCUCGAUUCUCCUCCCGGCUCUCGUACAGCUCCUUGCUGGUAACAAGCUCGUUGCGAAGCCAGCGGCAGGAGCUCUGGUCAAUCUGUCACAGGAUCAGGAAGUGGGAGAGAUGCUGCUUGAACUGGGAGCUGUUGCAAGCGCCAUGGAUCAGAUAGGCAAGCAAGGCCAGGACGUGGAUAAGCUCAUGGUGAUGCUCCUCGUGAACUUGACGACUCUAGAGCCUGGUGCUCGGCUGCUAUGCGAGGAGGGCGAUGAGAAGCUCAAAGGACUACAUAUGAGUCGUCUCGUGAGAUUGUUCUCGCGGACCCCAGAAGAAGGUAUGAUAAGAAAGCUGUUCUUGUACACUACCUGUGUGUGUUGCGUAGGUGACGAUGCGUACGAGCACGUUGGAGCAAUUCUUGUCAACGUAUCGCGAACGGACUUGGGACGCAAGCUCAUGCUGGACACCAAGCGAGGCCUCUUGAAACAGGUUUUACGCCAAUGCGACUCCAAGAGUCUUGUUCGCAGGCGAGGAGUGAUUGGCACCAUCCGCAACUGUUGUUUUGAAGCUCCGUCCCAUCUGCCGAGCUUGCUUUCCCUGUCCGAGCUUCUGUGGCCAUGUCUCAUCCUUCCAGCCGCAGGAAGCAAGAUCUAUAGCGAAGAGGAGCGAUCCAAGAUGCCCCCGGAGCUGGCGGUUCCAUUGUCCAUAGAACGCCAGGCGGAACCAGACUCCCAGAUCCGUCGCGAAGCCUUGGAUGCUCUCUACCUGCUCAUAAAGCAGGAGGCUGGAUUUAGAGCGUUUUGGGAGCUCGGUGGAGCCGACGUUCUCAAGUCCGGCUACGAGAACGAAGAAGAUCCGGAAGUCAUGGACAAGUACGAGCAGCUGGGGUCACUGGUAAGAACUGACACACACGCACUUCUUUUUUUCUCCCUGCAUGCGCGUACGUAUCAAACUCAAACACAUUCUUCUACGCGUGCGCGUCACAGAUCAUCGCGCAGAGUGGCAGCAGCUCUUGACCGCAGUGAUCGAUGAUCGAUUCGGUUUGACAAAUUGUUAGCGAAAGACUGGAGAAAAGUUUGUGUCAAGCACACUCACACCGGAAAAGUCCUUGAAUAUUCGCUCCUUCUGCACACGCCUACUAGUCAACGGAGGUUUUUGCGUGCUUCGCUCUUCUCGUACAAAGAGAAGAAAACAAAAGCCAAAGGUUUUUAUUU